Ciona intestinalis (vase tunicate) is the source of this 2598-nucleotide messenger RNA. The record is from RefSeq and is a predicted model, not a curated record. Lineage: Eukaryota; Metazoa; Chordata; Ascidiacea; Phlebobranchia; Cionidae.
UGUUUAAACGAUGAUAAAGUUGCCGCAGAGAGAGUUAGUUCACUUGUGUUGAUUAGUAAGGUUCAUAUUUUGAUCAAGUUGGUUGGGAGAAGAUGACGACAUGAAGUUAAUCUUGAUUUCAAUAUUUCUUCUUUCAACGAUAGCUAGAUAUUCCGUGGCGCUUGAUAAAGACGGAGCUCACUGUUGCAACUAUGCGACGUCGGACGAGAAAUGCCAUGAUACCUGCAUGCAGAUCUACCAUUCUACGGACAAACACUUCGUGAAACAACUACACAUGUAUCUUCCCAUGCAUUGCCCUAAGUCUGAUAGGAUGCUGAGGCAUUUCUGGAGUUGUAUCAACCAACAGAACGAAACCGAGGGAGUUUGGGUUGGAAGAAAAUGUUGCGAAUAUUCGACAACUGAUGAGUGCAGGAGUGCUUGCUUACAGGCCCGUUCCAAAGCUGACAUCACAAGUCACUGCCGAAGUAACGAGAAGGGGCUUGACGCUUGUAUAUUCAAACAACUAAGCAGACAACAGUGCUGUGGUCGUCGUAGCAACGCGAGCAGCUUAUGUCGUCAUCAAUGUGAUGACGCAUUCCGUGCUGAGUCAGGUCCAACUACUGAUGACGUAGCACAAUUGGCGUCACGAUGUGGCGUAACAAUGGGUUCUUGUUUACGUAAUUUUACGAUCGAACUUCGGAAGAAUUCCAACGAAAGCAUGCAUUGUUGCGACCGCGCGACAAAACCAGGAUGUAAGGCGUCGUGUCGUCACAUCUUACGCACGGAGACAAGCGACCAAGUGAUGGCGGAUAAGCUUGACGUUGCAUGUGGGCCUGUGAUGCCGCACGAACCGAUGUGGAAAUGUUUCAUGCAUGAUAGCAAGCCGCUAGAUGGCGGUACAGGGGGCGUGUUCUUGAGAGAGGUUCAGUGCUGCUCAAGGGCUGUUUCCAAGACUUGCGAUCAACUGUGUCAGAAGUCGGGAAUCGAAGCUCACCCAAUGUCUGGUCUAAGCAAUGCUUAUGUUAUUAUGACCCUACCUUCAAUUAACCAACCCCCCUCAGGUUGCCGCAUGGGUCACGGGUCAGAGUUCAUCGUACCCGUGGGUUCAGUGGUGCGUGUCGAGGACAGGUCACGUGGCGAAGGUUGCUUCCGGUCUUGCACAUGCGUCACUUCCGGUGACCUGGUAUACUGCGAACCAUUGCCUUGUACUGAUAAACGACAAAGCUGUAAACUAGCGGGGCAGGUUAAAAGUCACGGAACGAGUUUUUACGUCGAUUGCAAUUUCUGCAGCUGUUUCUCUGGUAACGUGACGUGUACGAAACGUCAGUGCAUGACGUCACACAGCACGCUGGAAGACAAACGUCGUUUUACAGGUGUUCCAUGCAACUGCAAGCCAUACUACACACCAGUGUGCGGAUCUAAUGGAGUUACAUAUAGAAGCUUAUGUGUGGCUAGAUGUUUAGGUUUGGCACAUCACCAUAUUCAACCUGGUGCUUGUUCGCAACUUGACCCAUGCAUUUCCAACCCAUGCCCAUCAAGAGAAAGGUGUAUAGCGACACCGCGUGUCUGCCUCACCCGUACAAACCGUUGCCAACAAUACGAAUGUCUUCCACGUAACAAACAAUGUCCAAGGUUGCUCUCUAGCGCCAUCUUACCACAGAGUAGAAAAGCUUUCAAACAUCGUCGAAGGCAACUUGAUUAUCAGGACAUUCUAUCGUCAUCACAUUUCUUUUCAAAUUCCGACUAUUUGUCGAAGAACAAUGCCGUGUGUGACGUCAACAAUAAACAGUAUGACAACAUAUGUAAACUUGUGAGGUCACGAAGGUUCAAGAAGAUUUCACAUAAAGGGAAUUGUGACGCGGCAUGUCCAUCGGACGGAAGUCGUCGCGUCUGCGGUCACGACCACGUGACUUACAACAGCUCAUGCGUUGCAAUGGCGACGGGGAUUUUCCCCGAUUACGUAGGACCUUGUCGACCAAUCAGCUAUGGCACAGACGGUGAGCUGAGCACAUGCGCAGGAGUGAAGUGCGCAGCAUUAUCCAACCCUGGGUGCAAACCUGUCACCCCACCUGGCUCAUGUUGUCCCAUAUGUGCGGGGUUACUGAGGGUGUUGGUCAGCACACCCCACCUAAUGGCCAUCCCACAACGUUCAUGGAAAGGCCCGGUGACCGUGCGCGACAUCGUGUGGAUAUUACGUCGUCAUCUUAACGUGCUCGAGUGCGCCACCUAUGGCCAACUAACCACGGAGGGUGACUUGGUCAUUAUGACGUUGUCAACCAUCGACAAACCAUCAUUGUUACAGACGAAAGCUUGCUCCAGUGAAGCGGAACGAUUGUCACGCUUGAUUAACUCCCGUAGCCCUACUUUAACCUCUGACCUCAUACUUUCAACUUUGACCGCUGCCACGUGGACGUCGACCGAUAAAGACAGCUCAUCAUCGUAUAUGACGUCAUCAUUGAUGACGUGGGUGCUCGCGUUGAUCGCGCACUACCUCUGCUGGUACGUCACAUGAUAAUUUCGCGAUCGCGACUUUUCUAACCUCUUGGUGGCGAUAAAGAGCCAAGCGGUGACGUCACAGGCGCUUUCGAAUAAAGCGAAAUUAUUUUUUGUGACGUCACA